ACACGCGGUGCUCUCGCGCCCCCGCCCUCUCCCUCUCCCUAUAUAUAUGGUCUGGUCACCACCCUUAGCCCUCGCUUCUUUUUCCCCCGUUCCUCUCCACUCCCCGAGGCUCAGGCCUCCCUCCCUCCUCUCUUCUAGGGUUUCCUUCGCCCGAAUUCCAUUGAUCCUCUCCGAUGGCCCUCUGUGGGAUCGCCGCCUUCCACCCGGUGGCGGAUGGCUGCGACUCGCGGCCUUUCCGCUGGUCCAGCGUGCUCGGCGAGCCCUCUCCGCCGCGGUUCUUGGUCGGAUCGCCACCGUUGAGGGGCUGGAGAGCGAGGUGCUCCUUGGGGAAGAUCGCGUCGGGGCCCGAGUCCCGAGGCGCGGCGGGUCGGACGGGCGGUUCCUCCUCCGCCGUGGAGGGCGCGCCGUUCCCGGAGGAGGAGGAGGUGGGCCCCGUGAUCAAGUUCAAGAUGUCCGACUUCGCCGUCUCCGAUCAAGUCAGCGUCGGCCUUCAAGGGAGGUUGGACGAGGUGAUCUUUGAGGCAACAGUUAGAGAUCCCGAGAGCCCGUUGUACAAUUCGAGAGUCGUACUUCGACAGCUUACCAGCAUGCAAGCGAGGCGCAGAGGUCGACGUGCAUUAGAGGUGCUGAAGAAGCUCGCUCCGCGUAGGAUCAUGUAUCACUCAUAUGCAAUGCAAGUUCAUGGUUAUGUGUCUCCAUCAGGCAGUGGGGAUGAUGACUCCUUCACCCUAGUGCACGGGUAUCAUGGAAGUUAUUCUCUAAGGCACUGGCUUCAGCUCUCAGAUUGGCUUCCAACCUUGGAAGCCACCCUGGCAUUGGAUGAAGAAUAUGUCAGAAGGGUAGGGGAUGACACAGUAGGAGGGCCUGCUGUUACCCGACAACUGCGUCUUACCAGGAUUUUGAUGAGAGACCUUUUGAUUGGUGUGAAUUACUUACAUAGUCAUGGGUUGGCCCAUACAGAGUUAAGGCUGGAAAAUGUGCAUAUAAGCCCAGUUGACAAACAUGUCAAAGUGGGCAUUCUUGGAAAUGCAGUUGAUUUCUUUGACAACAGUUCAAGUGAUAGCAUGGUGGAGGGAAACACUGACAGGAGGAGAUUGAUGAUCGCAUUUGACAUGAGAUGUGUUGGUUUCAUCAUGGCAAAAUUGGUCCUAAGGGAGCUCAUGGAUGCUUCAGUCUUCCUGAAAUUUAAGUCUUUUUUGAAUAAGGGGAAUAACCCAUCAUGCCUGCGUGAGUUUCUCUUGCCAAUUCUAUGCCGAGACUCUCCAUCUGGAAAUGCUGGUUUGCAAAUGCUGGACAGGAACUGGGGUGCCGGAUGGAAUCUUCUGUCACUGCUGCUAGCAACAAAACCUUCUGCAAGGAUAAGUUGCUUGGAUGCGCUGAGGCAUCCCUUUCUGUGUGGGCCUAGAUGGCGUGUACGCCCAUCUAUGCACGUCAUCAGGUGGGGUUUAGGUUCAACAGCUGUUCGGAUGGCAGAAGAUUACAUCUAUGGCCAACAUCAGCGUAGCCGGAUAUCUUAUUUCAUUGAAUUGAUGGAGUUGCUAAACCCCCAUCCAAGACGAAAGAGCUGGCUUGAAUUCCUGCCUGGUAGGUGGCGCCUAGUGUACUCUACAGGAAGACAUAUAGGACUGACACUUCGUCAACCUUCCUCUAGAGUCCUCAUUGGCAAUGCAUACCUCACCUUUACAAGAUCUACUGGUUCAGAUUUCCCUGCAUUUUCAAUUGUUUCGGACAUCAGCUUCAAAGUCAUGCCCAAAUCUCAGUGGCCUCAUGACAAGGCCGGUGCUCCUGGAAGUCUGGAUAUCAAGUCUUCAGUCAGAAUAGCCCCUGGACGAAGGUUUUAUCUCAAAGAAGAAACUGAAGCCAAGUGGAAGAGGGUUGGUCACAUCAAGGAGCCUCCAUCCAGCCUCCCUGCAGUUAAACUUCUUGUAGAGGGAAUUGAUAUAUCAAUGAGGAUUGGCUCUUCAUCAAGUAUUGAUUCCGCCAAGAGUGUGCUUCACGAGGUUCGAACUCAGAUCCCACCUGAAAUGUUUGAUGUGUCCGAACUUGUUUGUGGGACUUACGUGGACUCAAGAAUGAUGGUUCUUCGUGGGGUCAAUGGAUCAGCUUUGCUUUUCACCAGAUCUUGUUUGACAACUACAUGAAAGUCAUAAUUGCUCAUUGUUUUUCUCGAUUUGUCCAUUCCUUUGUAUAAUCCCAAAUCCCUUGGUUUUACUUUAUCCUCUCCCUUCAAUAUCUCUUCUUUCAAAUGGACUCCUAUCAAAUUGUUGUGUUACUAAUAGCUUCUUCAGGUGUAAUUUUCCAUUAUUUUUCUUGACAUGUACAUUUGUUUGUAUAAUCCCAAACCAUUAAUUCUACUUUAUCCUGUCUUUCAGCA
Molecule: messenger RNA, 2374 nt
Organism: Phoenix dactylifera (date palm)
Lineage: Eukaryota; Viridiplantae; Streptophyta; Magnoliopsida; Arecales; Arecaceae
Gene: ORG1
Product: OBP3-responsive protein 1
Biological process (GO): protein phosphorylation
Molecular function (GO): ATP binding; protein kinase activity
Source: RefSeq, a predicted model, not a curated record